AUGAGCGACUCCUCGCAGCAUCUGAGGUUGGCCCUCACAGUCACUCAUCUGCUGCUAGUCGCCCUGGGCUCCGUCAACCUCGUCGUUAUUCUCCUCAUCAUCUCACGCCCGUUCGUUGCCUUUUUCCGCUUUUUCAUGUUUUCACGAGGAGAGGAGGCCUUGGACUAUCAAUGAAUGGAUAAUGGGGCUCAGCAUCUUAGAAGAGAAUAAUUCUCAGGAUUUCUCGUGCGAGCGAUCUUUGCAUUUUCUAGUGUUACGCAUUAAUAAAACAAUUUUCGUCAGUAUAAUCAAGAGCAGAAAGUUCACAAAAAAGUUGCAAAACAAAAAAUGGAAAAAAAAAUCUCAGAGAUCAACAAUAUCAAGGGACUCUACUUUUUUAGAGGGAGGGUUCAGUUUUUUUUAUCCAUGUCAUUUUUUCGGAAAACCUUAAAAAUGUGAGUGUAAAGUCACUGGGUUUUUUUAUUUUGUGUUUUUUCUUUGCAAACUUAUAGAUCGAAAAAUACAAAAUUAUUACUUGCUUAUGGAUCUUUUGAUGAUUUUUUUUAUAGCUGAAUGGAUUAUUUUCAGAUAUCUUCGAUCCAUAACCAACGUCUACAUGAUAGGACUGUGCCUGGCAGAUUUCAUCUACCUGGCGGAUUUAAUUUUAGUCGCGGCGACUUCUCUAAAUGGGAAGAGUUGGCCAUUCGGAGCAACCGUUUGCCAUUUAUUCCACGGCACUGAGGCCACAGGUUUGAGCUUUUCCAUGGAUUUCACAAGAAGUGCCUACUCCUCUCCUUCAUAGCUUCUUAGUCCAUUGAUCAUGGCAUCUCAUUAAUUUUUUUUUUCCAAUAAGACUCCAUAAUAUAUUAUGUCUAGCCAAUGAUUCACCAAUUUCGAGCAUCUUAGUUUUAAUUUUUUCUUGGGUUUUAGGAUUUCUUGGGAUCUCAUAAGGAAAAUUAAUUAGGUCUAUUUGAAGGGAAAUACGCGUCUGUGUUGUUUGUCGUCCUUCUCGCUGCAGACCGAUACAUUGCCAUGUGCAAAAGCGAUUUGUGUGGGAGAUAUAGGUGAAGAAGUUGGAAAAGUCCCUCGAAACGAAAAAAAUGUUUUUAGGACAUACCGAACUGCAAUUUUGCUGAGCGUUCUCGCCUGGCUGGCAGCUCUCGUUUGUAGCCUGCCACUGUACAUUUAUGCUGAUGAAGUGAGAUUCUGGUGCGAGGAAUCUGAUGAAAAACCGCCAAUUCAGAUCAAAGUGCGGAUCCGACCUAAGAACGGAAGCGAGCUAGACGAGAACAAUCACACCUUGUGUAUUGCCCAUUGGCCAAGUCCACCUCAUGCCCAAUGGUGAGGAAAAAAAAUAUAGAAGAAAAAUUCGUUUGAAGACUUUUUGUUGCUUCUUUCAUGUUCCUCGAGAAAAAGAGCCAAGAAAAAUACAAAAAAUAUGAUAAAAUUUGUUUUUCAAAAAAUCAAGAUUAUCGAAAGUUUCGGCGUUCAAAAUCAUCAGUUUACUGUUUCACAAUGUUUAAAAACCCAAGGAAGUGAUAUGAUCAUUUUUUUAUGUUUCAUUUAUAAAAUAAUUUUUUUCAGGUACAUCUCAAUAUGCUCCGUUAUGAUUUUCAUAUUGCCGGGCCUCGUUAUUUUCUAUUGUUAUUAUCACGUUUUUUGCAAAUUGAGAGAAGCUGCGAAGGUGAACUUUUUUUUCUCUUGGAAUGAUUUUUCGUUUAUUCACGUGUUCGAAAGCAAUUCCCACUCAUCAUGACGUCAUGUAUCUAUUGGCAUAAUAUAUAAAAUAGCAAACAGGGAAGUGACAUAUAUGACAAAAAAACAGAUGAAAUCACAAUUUCAAAUGCUUUGAAGUCCUGUCAAACACCUUUAGCCGUGCUAACAUGUAGAAAUCGAUUCGAAUUUCUUUGAAAACUUGAAAAAAAUAUUUCAGGGCUCUCGGAGACUUCACAGAAAUAAGACCUCCAGAUCUUCCUAUCAGAGAGUAACGAGAAGUGUUCAACGAGUCGUCUUGUUUCAUCUCCUUUGCUGGUAAGUUCAUUUUUUUCCAUGAAAAGCAAACUAAAUUUAAAGCUACUUAUAAGUUUUCCUUAGGGAAAUUAUUUUAAAGAAGGAAGUAAGAUCGUGACCCGUUAAUGAAUUCCUCUUGGUGAAUAAAUAAUGAAACUUGCGGUUCAUUUGAGAAUUUUUAAGUUGAACCAUGGCCAGAAGCUACCUUGAAAAUUUUUUUCGAAUCUUUGAAAAUUUUCAAAUCCUCACUUGAAUUACCUAAUUCUGUGCAUGUUCCAGAGCUUUUUUUUGGAGAGACUUGAUGAAAUUUGGUUUCUUGCUCUUUGAAUCAAUCAAAUACAUGUUUUUUUUUACUAUGAGCAAAUGGCUCAGAUGCAAUGGUAAAACUCAAUGAUUGAAAUUUUUGCAGGUCGCCUUUCUGGCUUUUCAACCUAUUCUCUUCAAUUUUCCGAGUUCGGAUAACAACUCAGUUGUUGAGAAUCGUCGUGAACAUUAUUCAUCUAUUCCCAUAUGUCAACUGUGCUUUAAAUCCUGUUUUGUAUGCCUACAGAGCCGAAAACUUCCGAACAGCUUUCAAAUCUCUUCUUUUCUUCAGCAGGAGGUCAGUUUUUCUAUCCAAUUUUUAUUUUCAAGUUUUCCGGAUUAUCCAAAAUUUCAUGCGUUUGCAAUUCCUCAAUGAGAAAGUUCAGAAAUCGACAGCUUCCCAUGCCGGAAGACGUUCGCAGUGCAACUCAUAGCACCUACUUCAGAAACAGCAGCAAGUACGUUAUUACUUCCUAAUCCUAUUUUCAAGAAAGUGGGGCUGAAAAAUUCUGACUCUUUUCAGCUUGUCUACGUUGAAGACGCAAAUAGCAGCAAAGAACUCCAAAGAAAUGCCUUCGAUCUAUGUUCCAGAAGAAGAAGAUUCACCGAGCAUUCACUCAGGGAUCGUCGACCUUGACAAGUGCGUUAAUCAACGGAAAAAUCUUGAAAAGUCUCAGAAUCACUUUUUCAGAGACCAAAAAGAUCAAAGAAAAAAAAACUGAAAAGACUGAGAUAAUUGCUUCUUAGCUGAUUUGAGAGGGUAAAUUGAAAAAGGUUCUGUACGGAUGUUGAAAUUUUUCCAAGAAAAAAAUUCUUCAGCGUUCAUCUUUCAAAAAAAUUUUUGAAUUUUUGGCCUGUACUGAAAAUUUCUUAAGCUUCUAAAAUUACCGCCUUUAAUAUAAUUAGUUUGAAAACUAAGCGAAAAUAUUAAAUUUUAAUUUUUUUCCAAAAAAACUUUUCUUUGAGCUUUCAGAAGAUAAAAAAAUUUCUAGCGAAAAAAAACUCGUUGUCAAUUAUUUCAAAGCAUUAGUCCAGUCCAUAAAAAAAUGACGUCCAAUCCAAAAAGAAAUGACAUUUUUUUGAUAAUUAGUACGAAAACACUGUUGAAAGCUUUGAUGAAUAUCCCUUGAAUUGCAGAAAAAAAGCAGAAUUAUCCGCGUGGAGACCAUACGACGGGACCAACUCGGACGUUCUCGAAGUGCAGUUCGACACCCACAAAAGUUCGGCGCGAAGUAUUUUGCUUCCGGCAAUAACUGUUCAUGACGGAACACAUCUCUGA
Messenger RNA from Caenorhabditis auriculariae, 3571 nucleotides. Lineage: Eukaryota; Metazoa; Nematoda; Chromadorea; Rhabditida; Rhabditidae. The record is from the annotation of a GenBank genome assembly.